AUGACAAGACAUCUGUCCGAGUCUCCCAUCAUCCCUGAGCACUUCGGCUACUCAGACACCGACCAGUUCCAAUACCAGUUCUAUUUCAACACCCUGGAAGAGCGCAGCCACGGCCUGGCCUGCAUGGGCGCUCAGUUUUCCGCCGCCGAACCAGACGCUACCGACGAGCCUGACCAGGACUGCCUGGCCGAAGUGGUUCCAGAGAUGGCGUCGCUCACCAUCACGAAGCGUCGCAAGGACAAGAAGCGUCGCCGAAAACGUCGGUCCUCUCGAAACAAACGCUCCGUCCAAGGCGACACUGCGGACAAGCAGCCAAAGCCCCAGCCUCCGGGUGGCAGCGUCGCCUCUCGCCAGAGCGUCGCGAGCAAGAAUGACAGUCCCAAAGGGACUGCCGCCGGGCGCAGCGACGCGCUACAAAUACUUUCUCCGCCGCACACUACGUCAGGGCCCGGUGCGGCAGCGCUCGCGACCGCUCCGGCAUCCUGCGAUGUGGCUGCAUGGGUGGGACUGGGAGAGGCCCAGCGAAGGGCGCCGGACCGACCCGAGCAAGGCUGA
Ophidiomyces ophidiicola is the source of this 555-nucleotide messenger RNA. RefSeq lists its product as uncharacterized. The transcript has 2 exons. The record is from RefSeq and is a predicted model, not a curated record. Bases 1 to 555 code for a protein of 184 amino acids. NCBI's taxonomy places the organism in Eukaryota, Fungi, Ascomycota, Eurotiomycetes, Onygenales, Onygenaceae.